This is a messenger RNA of Hyaloscypha bicolor E, 219 nucleotides long. RefSeq lists its product as uncharacterized. The transcript has 2 exons. The record is from RefSeq and is a predicted model, not a curated record. The annotation marks the transcript as partial. Lineage: Eukaryota; Fungi; Ascomycota; Leotiomycetes; Helotiales; Hyaloscyphaceae.
UGGCCAAGUAAUUUACCUAAUCUCAAUACUAUUAAGCCUAUAUGGUUUUAUAUAAAGAAAGAAACUAUAAAGCGGGAACUUACAGGUAAUAGAAAGAAGCUAAGAGAGUGGAUUAAGGCAAUUCCUUAUUACAUAAAAGAGGUAAUUAGAUUAAAGGAAGGGAACGAGUAUAAGGAAGAGCAAAAGAAGGGCCAAGAGAAAGAAGCAGUAUAUAACUAA